Molecule: messenger RNA, 597 nt
Organism: Salvelinus namaycush (lake trout)
Lineage: Eukaryota; Metazoa; Chordata; Actinopteri; Salmoniformes; Salmonidae
Product: dedicator of cytokinesis protein 1-like
Exons: 6
Biological process (GO): small GTPase-mediated signal transduction; cell migration
Cellular component (GO): plasma membrane; cytoplasm
Molecular function (GO): small GTPase binding; guanyl-nucleotide exchange factor activity
Source: RefSeq, a predicted model, not a curated record
UCAUCAUGCCAGGUGACGUGCGUAACGAUAUCUACGUAACCCUGGUUCAGGGAGAGUUUGAUAAAGGAAGCAAGUCCACCCCCAAGAAUGUAGAGGUCACAAUGACAGUCUACGACGAGGACGGAAAGAAACUGGAGAACGUGAUGUUCCCUGGUGCUGGAGACGAGGGCAUCUUGGAGUACAAGUCUGUCAUCUACUACCAGAUCAAACAGCCUCGCUGGUUUGAAACCAUCAAGGUUGCCAUCCCUAUUGAAGACGUGAACCGAAGUCACCUGAGAUUCACCUUCCGUCACCGAUCAUCUCAAGAAUCCAAAGACAAAUCAGAGAAGAUAUUCGCCCUGUCAUUUGUGAAGCUGAUGAGGUACGAUGGGACGACCCUGAGGGACGGAGAGCACGAUCUCAUCGUAUACAAGGCGGAGGCUAAGAAGCUGGAGGACUCGUCUCUGUACCUGAACCUGCCUGCUACCAAGGUGGAGCUGGAGGAGAAGGGUUUGUCCACUACAGGGAAGGGCACACACAACCUGGGCAACUGUACCAUCAGCAAGGACUCCUUCCAGAUAGCAACCUUGGUGUGUUCUACCAAGCUCACACAGAACG